Medicago truncatula (barrel medic) is the source of this 1551-nucleotide messenger RNA. RefSeq names its product protein FAR1-RELATED SEQUENCE 5-like. Gene Ontology annotation, biological process: regulation of DNA-templated transcription. NCBI's taxonomy places the organism in Eukaryota, Viridiplantae, Streptophyta, Magnoliopsida, Fabales, Fabaceae. Bases 1 to 1551 code for a protein of 516 amino acids. Gene Ontology annotation, molecular function: zinc ion binding; nucleic acid binding. The transcript has a single exon. The record is from RefSeq and is a predicted model, not a curated record.
AUGAUAAAAAUUUUUUGGGUGGAUGCAAGAUCGAGAUUGGCUUAUAAGGUUUUUGGAGAUGUUGUUACAUUUGAUACAACAUAUAAAACCAACAAGUACCUCAUGCCAUUUGCUCCUAUUGUUGGGUUGAAUCAUCAUUUUCAAUCUAUCUUAUUUGGAUGUGCUUUGUUGCAAGAUGAGACGGAGAAGUCUUUUGAAUGGUUAUUUCAAACAUGGCUAAAGGCAAUGAAUGGAAAAAGUCUUGUGUCGAUAAUAACCGAUCAAGAUUUGUCAAUGAAAAAUGCAAUAGCCAAUGUGUUUCCAAAUACUCGUCACCGAUUAUGCUUGUGGCACAUCCGCAGAAAAUUUGCCGAAAAGCUUUCACAUAUAUACCAUAAAAAAUCACCUUUCAAGAAGGAAUUGAAAUCGUGCAUUCAUGAUUCACCAUCCAUUAAAGAUUUUGAAGAGAAUUGGGAGCGUAUUUUAGUCGCCUAUGAUUUGAAGGCGAAUCAAUGGCUUCAAGGUUUGUAUAAAAUAAGAGAGUCAUGGGUACCUAUUUAUAACAGAAGUACUUUUUUUGCUGGGAUGAACACUACACAAAGAAGUGAGAGCAUUAAUGCUUUUUUUGAUUCGUUUGUUAAUUCGUCAACUAUACUACAAGGUUUUGUAGUGAAAUUUGACAAGGCAGUGGAUAGCUGUUAUGAAAAACAGAAACGAGAAGAUUUUGAAUCAAGGCACCGAUCACGUCUCUCAAGUAUUAAGUCAAAAAUUGAGGAGCAUGCAGCGUCGAUUUAUACAAGAACCAUGUUUGGAAAGUUUCAUGAUGAGCUCGCACAGAUUCUUCAAUUCAAAAAGGAGAAAAUUGAAAAAAAUGGAUCUCAAUAUACAUACAAAGUAUCCAGCUGUUAUGACUCUCGAGACACAUUCAUUGUCCAUGUGGAUCUUGACACAAAGGCUGCAAAGUGUUGUUGUCAACUUUUUGAGUUUAUGGGAAUAUUAUGCAGACAUAUCUUGGUGAUUUUCCAAGCCAAAAAUGUUGUCGGCAUUCCAAGUAAUUAUAUUUUAAAGCGUUGCACAAAAGAUGCUAUCAAGGGUUCUGAAUUUGAUGAAUAUGGGCGGGAAAAUUCCUUUGAGAACAACAGUUCAGCAACUCUACGAAGUAUACAUGUCCAUACUCAAGCCAAUCUAUUAUCUGAUCUUGCAGCAAAAUCGCCGAUUUUACACGAAUUGAUAUCAGAUGGAAUGAAGCAACUGUAUGAAAGAGCUUUAGAACGAAAAAAUGAAAUGCGCAUUGAAGAUGACAUAACUCCUCUAGAGCCAAGUUCUAAAAAUUUGAUGAAUGAGCCAUUGAACGUAUCUGUUGAAUUAGAUAUUAAAGAUCCACGUGGUUCACAAACUAAAGGAAGAAAAAAGGAUGUAACAAGAGAGACUCAACAUGGAAGAAUCAAAAGUAGUAUUGAACUAUCAAUAACUCGAUCACAAGCCAAGAGGAGAAGUUGCCAAUUAUGUGGAGAGCAUGGCCACAAUCGGCGUAGUUGCAAACAAAAGACUAGUGACGAUUCUAUUGAUUGA